AUGGCUUAUCAACUUAAGAAAAAGGACCUCAGAGGAACAUUCGAGGAUUCGGCUACCAUCGUGGCCGCCAGAAACCCGAAUCCAGCCGUCCUUGAAGCUCUGUUAAAACAUUAUUUUACUCACCUUGAGUCCGUACCCACUGGUCGUGUGGACCGAACGUUAGAAACAUGGUCCCCCAAUGCCAAUAGCAUGGGCGCUAUAUACGGUACAUACGAAUCUCCAUUGACUGCCGCCAUUCGAGCAGAUAUACCUGAGAACGUCCGGGCACUGCUGGCCGCCGGUGCAGAUCCUACAGGCAUCACGCUGCACGAUUUGUCCGACUAUGCUGUGCGAUUUCUUCGUGGCCGAGACGCCAAAACCGACAUGUCGAGUUUCGCUCUCUGUCCUCCGCGGAAACAAAUACUAGCAGUGGCAGAGGCUAAAGGAAUCGCCCAGCAGACUCAGCCCUUAACCCAAGCCGAAUUGGAUGAGCGGAGUAAAGGGUUUCCACGCUUUUGGACGGAGCCGAAUGUUCCUGGUCAGCGAUUGCGGCUAUCAAAAGCCCUCACGGCAUUAGAAGUGGCUGCUGGGCUUGGAUAUGAGAAUUUCUUUAGUCUGGUUCGCGACGCAGGAGCAGAUGAAUCUGCCUGGCUAAGUACCUCGGAGGCUAGUCAAGUCGAUUUUGAUAAUACCAAGCCAUCGUUCAUCAGCACUUCCUCUCCCGUCCAUGAAGCUAUCAAAGCUGGUCAGCCCGAAAUGCUUCAUAAAUUGCUCCACGUGUACCGCUACUCUCCUAACUACCGUCCCCUCGCGACUCCGACAGCCGCUCUACCGCCACUCUCUUUUGCACUUCUCCGAUGCGACCCACACAACCCGAAUAUCUGGGCGUGUAUCGUGCACCUUCUUCAGCACCCAGACCUCGAUCAACACCUACGCUCUCCUAUUUUCGACAUUCACCCGCUCCACUUAGCAGUUGCCCGUCACGAUCCGGACCUCCUAUCCCGCCUCCCUAUAUCGCUCUCUACCGCAGGGACGACGGCAUUAGGACACAGCCUACUCCACAUCGCGUGUCUCCCCUUGACAUCCGAGUAUAUCGACAAGGAAAAUCCAGAUUCUGUGCAGAGUAUUCACUGCGCCCGCACUCUCGACUCCUGCUGGCUACCGCAUGCAUUCCCUAGUCCCAUGCACUUAGAUCCGAACGGAAGACCUGGUUUCACGAGGUCGUUUCCAGGCCAAUAUAUCGCGCCAACAAUACCGCUUACCUCGCUGGAACAAGAGGCCCAGCUUAAUACCUUACACCUUCUUGUACGGGUCGUGGGUGUCGAUGUGCAUGCCCAAGACAUUGAUGGAAAUACUGCUUUGCAUUACCUGGCUGCCACGGUGAAUGUAGACCCCAGGGCUUUGCAGUUGCUUAGAGAUAUGGAAGGUGGUGAGGAGGCUUACAAUAACAGCAGAAACCGAGCGGGUCUGACGCCGCGUUUGCUCUGGGAAAGUAGCAAGGCAUAA
Molecule: messenger RNA, 1485 nt
Organism: Penicillium samsonianum
Lineage: Eukaryota; Fungi; Ascomycota; Eurotiomycetes; Eurotiales; Aspergillaceae
Exons: 1
Coding region: 1-1485 (494 amino acids)
Molecular function (GO): protein binding
Source: RefSeq, a predicted model, not a curated record